GUUCUAGGGUGUUGCUAUGGCUGUUGAUCUCUGCCGUACGCUGAUUGGUCCAAAAUUCGUAAGGCUCGAUCUUAACCAAUCAGCAAUAAGUUCGCGAGGCCGCUUUCGCAGUCUGUGGCUCGAGACAUCAAGAGGCCACGAAAAGAUAAAAGAUAAUGAUUCACUUUUAGAGAAAAAUCUGCUUAUUUAUUCACAUAGAACAUUUAAUUAAGUUAAGAAUCAAGUUCACGGCCCUCCGAAUGGCAUUUGAAGGGGAUCAGGGCAUUAUGGCGAAUACACUUUUUCCUAGUUAUAAGCGUAAGGCCAGUUUGGACAUGGGCUGUGGAAGCAAUGGAUGUAUGCCGUUCAUUUCCAUCCCUGGCUUCAAUUUGCAGGAACCAAACAAUGAGUCCUGUGUUCCCUGGUCUCACAAUGCUCACGAUGAUCCCUAUGAACUUAUUUACUGUGCCCAGAACCACCUCAAAAACAGACCCCACGGAGACAGAGAUGUAUUUGGACCCUCUGAUUUUACUGAUGAUGGAGAGACUGAGCUGCAGGGACUUGUCUCCAAUAUUUUAGAUGAAACCGAUUCAAAGGACGUCCUUUGUAGCAACGGAAGCCUGGGUCAGCGCAGCAACAAUAUCUGGUCUCCAAAAAUACUGCGAGAUGAACUGCUUCAGCUUUUUCAGUCUGAGGCCAAAACUCAAUACAACUCAAACUUUGCCCCAAACACUUCGCGUGAUGUUUUUGGGAAAACACAGGCACAGGGCAUGAAUAAAGAGACUGAAGAUAUUUUUGUGCCCCCGUCUAAUGGCUUCAACAGCAAUCAACAAAUGCUUUUUAAGUUACCAAAUGGAGUCCAGAAUAGCUUUUCCCAGUCUCAAAAACCACCUCCUGGUCUCCCUCUCCCACAUAACAUGGCCAACAGCUACCUGCAGCUGCAACCAAAUAAUUAUGAAAACAUGCCAGUCAGUAAGGACAGAGCAAAUGGGGAAAAUAUUGGAAACUUCCCUGAUCUUAGCCACGUUUUUAGACCUCAGAAUGACAUGAACUGUAGCAAUUUGCUAUACGAAGACCACUACAAUCAAGCCAUGGACAAACCAGGGGGCGGCAAUGAGCAAUACACCUCUCAAGAUCUCAACCAGCUCGUCAGCAGUUUCCAGUCCUUUGUUACCAGUGAGCAAGACAGUACAGAGUUUUCAAAUGUGCGUGAAAGCAACAUGGCUCACAGAUGGGAGAGUCCAAAAACCUUUACGCAAGGUAACAGUUUUGUGCAGAUACAAGGACAGCUAGGUACAGAUUUUGGGAGAGAGAAAAGCAAUGCAACAAGGAAACAACUGUUCAAGCGGGAUUCACUUCAAGAUCUGUCAACCUACAACUUGCAAAAUACAGCGGAGUACUCACCUCAACAGAAGCUCUCAAUGGGGAAUGACAGUAAGAUAUUAGAAAGAGACAAUAGUAUGCACUCUUUUGCCAUGAACCACAAUCCACAGCAUCAGGUCCAGCAGAGCCCGCUAAAGUUCAAACCACAAAUGCAGAAGGAUAAGAAUUUUGGUGAUACUUGCGCCAUGAGAGCUCCAACCGGUGAAUUCCUACCAGAAGAGAAGCAGACAGCUUUGUCCCAAAACAGUUUCUAUAAUCGGCCUCCAAGAUUCGACAGAGAAAAUAACAAGAUCUCUCAGCAGUUCAUGCCACUUGUGUACGCCGGGAAUGACCCAAGAAGAUGCUCUAGUCAGAUACCAAAUGCCAACUUUAGUCCCAGAGGUUCACAGGUGUACAGAGGAGGUGUCCCAGAUAUGGAUAUGGCUAAAAUGGUGUCGACCUAUGAGAUGUCAGGAUUGAACGGACUGAAUGGAUUGAAUGGUUUGAACGGCAUCAUGAGCAGAAGAGGAGAAAGCACCUAUCAUGGCAUGUCCUCCACCCUUAGCCCCGCCCCCAUGACCCAAGGGGAACUCACGCUCCAGCUGCACUACUACCUGGACGAGUGCUAUGACCAGUGGAAGAGUUUAGAGAAGGAGAGGAAGAGGACAGAGAUUGUCAUCUCAAAGACAUUCCUGCGCAAACGGACCUCAGCACUCCCAAACUCCAGUCUGCCUAAAACUCCUCCAAACCCCACCAGAGUCGACCUCCUCAUCGUCAACCAGAUGAGAGAAGAAGCCCGGGUGUCUUCGCUUUUGAAAAAGAUGGAGUGUCUGUCCAAUGUCUCCCUCAGUGCCAAUAUCUAUGGCGCCCUGAGCAAGCACCACAUGGCCAUCUGCGUGACCACCGCCCGCCAUAAAGAAGAGAUCCUCAACCCGUCUCAGAACCAGCGAGGGCAUUUCAGUGAGGACAGAGAUACCAUGUUGCUGAUGAUUGCACUGAAGGAUCUGGUUGCCACCACCUAUAAACUGCGCAAGGCUCUGUGUUGUGCGCUGCAGAUCACCCUCCAAAAACCUGUCCUGAGACCAGAGCCCCCUGUCUGCGAGGGGGAGCAGGACGACAAUGGCCCUGCUCCUUUUGAGAAGUACUUCUACAGGUCAUAGGAGCCACGUUACUGCAGUCUGCCUUAUAUUAGUAUAUGUCCCUUCUGAAGAUACUAAAUGAUUAUUGAAGUAACAUUUUAUCUGCAAAGCAGCGAACACUGCAGAACAUGAGUUGUAAAUUUGACUAAAGUGAAACUUUAGCGUGUACCAGGUGGUUGAUUUUGGAUGUCGUAAAAAUGGAUGAAAUGUGUUGAUUCUAAAGGUAAUUUCAGAAAUUAGUGUCUGGUCCAAAUUCUUUCAAAUGUUUAUAUUUAAGGACACUAUUUAUGUAGGAAACAUGACUUACUUGCUUUAUUUAUUUAUUGUAACCUUAUUCAUCUCCUUCACUUGACCAAAAAUCAAAUCAUUCAACAUUAAUUUCCCAAAUGUGCCUGAGUUAUGUGAUGGUUUGAGUUUGAUGAAGCCAUUUCAAAAAAGGUUCAGUGGUUUAAUAUUAAUCACAAAUUUAGAGUGUCGUCUUUAUCAACUGCAUUUUCUAAAAGUGAAUUUUGUCACUACUUUCAGCAUUUGUUUGUAUUUGUCUCAGCUUUUGGGAAUAUUGAUUUAGUAGGUAGAACAUGUUUUUAAUUGUCUAAUUUACAGUUAGUAUUUUACCUUUCCUAUCAUUGUAUUAAAGCUAAGUUGGCAGUAGCCCUGCGCCACAUCAAAGUAUUUAUAAAACAAUUUGGUAAUUAUUGCUGUAUCUGCUUUGUUCCACAUGUUCAUGUCUUGUAUUUGUUCUGAAACCACAUUUUAAAAUAAAUCAGACAAGUGUA
This is a messenger RNA of Boleophthalmus pectinirostris (great blue-spotted mudskipper), 3256 nucleotides long. RefSeq names its product minamoto (gene meioc). The record is from RefSeq and is a predicted model, not a curated record. Gene Ontology annotation, biological process: mRNA stabilization; female meiosis I; meiotic cell cycle. Lineage: Eukaryota; Metazoa; Chordata; Actinopteri; Gobiiformes; Gobiidae. The transcript is spliced from 8 exons. Gene Ontology annotation, cellular component: nucleus; cytoplasm. Bases 240 to 2501 code for a protein of 753 amino acids.